Arvicanthis niloticus (Nile rat) is the source of this 4134-nucleotide messenger RNA. RefSeq names its product RAP2A, member of RAS oncogene family (gene Rap2a). Gene Ontology annotation, cellular component: membrane. The record is from RefSeq and is a predicted model, not a curated record. NCBI's taxonomy places the organism in Eukaryota, Metazoa, Chordata, Mammalia, Rodentia, Muridae. Gene Ontology annotation, biological process: Rap protein signal transduction. Gene Ontology annotation, molecular function: GTP binding; GTPase activity.
CGGGCGGCAUUGCGGGCCCGCGGUUCGGGCGGCUCCGGCUCGGGCUCGAGCUCCGUUGCUGCCGGCGACCUCGGGGCUGCAUCAUCCUCCGGCUUGGCCGGCUCGCGGGGCCGCGCGUGGCUUACUCAGCUGCAGCCCCGCCGCCGGCGCCCGGGGCGCUGCCGCGGCCGUGAGCCGGCGUGUUCGUAAGGGCGGCGGGGCCGCGGGGUCGGGGCGCGGCGCGCGGGCGCAGGUCUAUGUCGCGGGCGGCGGCGGCGGCGGCGGCCGCGCAGGGACGAUGCGCGAGUACAAAGUGGUGGUGCUGGGCUCGGGCGGGGUAGGCAAAUCCGCCCUGACCGUGCAGUUCGUGACCGGCACCUUCAUUGAGAAAUACGACCCCACCAUCGAAGACUUCUACCGCAAGGAGAUCGAGGUGGACUCGUCGCCUUCCGUGCUGGAGAUCCUGGACACGGCGGGCACCGAGCAGUUCGCGUCCAUGCGGGACCUGUACAUCAAGAACGGCCAGGGCUUCAUCCUGGUCUACAGCCUGGUCAACCAGCAGAGCUUCCAGGACAUCAAGCCCAUGCGGGACCAGAUCAUCCGCGUGAAGCGGUAUGAGAAGGUGCCAGUCAUCCUGGUCGGGAACAAGGUGGAUCUGGAGAGUGAGAGGGAAGUGUCCUCCAACGAAGGCCGCGCUUUGGCCGAGGAGUGGGGCUGCCCCUUUAUGGAGACUUCUGCCAAGAGCAAAACAAUGGUGGAUGAGCUCUUUGCUGAGAUCGUGAGGCAGAUGAACUAUGCAUCUCAGCCUGACAAAGAUGACCCCUGCUGCUCUGCCUGUAACAUACAAUAGCAUCCGCACAUGGCUGUCCCGGACAGGACUCGUGUAGGCUCGUAGGCAACAGUAACCUUGUCUACCACACUGCAGUUCGUAGGAUGGGUGCUGUGAGAGUCGCAGUGCACUGCAACCUUCAGGCCGGUGGCCAGCUGAUGCCUCUGAGUACCUGUGGGUUCCGUGACUACAGCUUCCACCUCUGUCCUCAGUCCUCUGUACGUCUGCAACCUGAAGGCACCACCGCCAAACUACAGGGUGACCUCGUUUGACGUGACAAUGGCAUUGCCAUUGAGGUGACAGAAGCCACUGUUGUGUAAACUAAUCAUGAGAGAAACCAGAAGAAUUCCUAUGAUCACUAACAAUUAAAAUAUUUUGUUGUCUUAAAAAAAUAAAUAAAGGAGAAAUAUUUUCCUACGAGAGUACUGAAGUCAGGAUCGGAUGGAGCUUCUAGCCAGUAUUCCAUCCAGUAAAACAGCACUGCAGGGAGACUCUGCUCAGCUGACACGUUUCUAGUUUCCAAAUUGAUGCCUAAUUGUAGAUGUUAUUCUAAUUUGUGAUAUGAAACUCACUCACAUAUCAGUCCUCAAUAGAGUAAAAGUCAGAACAAGGCUGUGUGAAAACCCAAUCUGGCUUUAGAACUUGUUGAAUCACCUGCUCUGCCACAGAACAUAGUCUCUCAUGGGGGUCUAUGAGAAUUGAAUCGCACACCCACCCUUGGGUAAUGGAGCAGGGAUGGUCUUUAUUUACUGAACAAGAAAGAGGCAACUGAGACGGAGAGCCCAGCCUUACUAACGAGCCUUGUAGCCGAUUAACCAUCGCAGAAGGAAAAUGAAGCCAUGUUACACCCACACGCUCCUGUUUGAGACACCCCACAGGACAGUACGAACAUCUGGCUUUUGUGUGUGUGUGUGUGUGUGUGUGUGUGUGUGUGUGUGUCGUGAAAGCAGCCUUUAAGGGCCACAGUUGCAAUGUGACCCUUGGCUCACCUGCUUUGGAAAUCCAGUUUGCUGUAGCACAGCUUUACUGUAGGCAUUUAAAAAAAAAAUUGAAUAACCUAUGAGAUAAUUUGGGCUUAAAAGUAGAGUAUAACUUGUUUUAGGGAGGGAAGGAGGGACCACAAACCCUCAUCCCUUUCCUGAAGAAUCAUGGAAGCUUUUCUUGUGUGCAUUUCGCCCUGAUAGCUGAAGGCACACACUGCCUGAGUAACUCUUUUGUUUCUAAAGGCUGCUUAAGCUCCCUCCGGCAUUUUUGGUUAUCAUGGCUGUGAAGUGUUUAUCAUUUGCAUGAGUAAUGGCACAGGAGAAAAAAUAAAUUUCUAUUCAGGAGUUUCCCACUCGAGUGUGGAAGGGUUGUUACCUCCCGCCAGAGGUGUAAGUGCUGGUGGAUGUCUUGAGCCUGCCCUCGGAAGAUGUGUUUGGCCUUCAGAACCGCAGUGUCGCUGAGCCUGGAUGCGCUUAGGGCCCACGCCUUCUUGGCUUCACAGUCUUGUGCAAGUAACCACUUAGUCUCGUGUGUACCAGAGAGAAGAGUGUGUUUAUGUGUGCAUGUGUGUUUAUUGUUCCUAAGAAUUUGGCACAAUUCAGAGGUCAUUGCCUCAACUGAGAAUCUAUACUGCAGAACAUAUUGUAUAAGCAAGCAUUUUUUAAAAAAAAUUAUUUGUCUCUUACAAGCCAUUGAAAUCUCCCUCACCCCAAGUAUUUAUUAGCUGGCUUUAAGUUUACAAGAUAAGGGGAAAGGUCAAUGGUGUUUGUCAUAUGUGAGAAAAAAUAAAUAAUGUGGGUAAAACCAGCUUGUGGGUGUUAGAGAGUCUUUGAGAAUUCACGCCCUUCAGCGCCAUUUUCUCCACUUAAGUUCCACAUUUUGUAGGACAGAAAGUCCUAACAGUUUCCUUGAAUCAAAGCUUAUUAUGUAAAAAUUGAUUUUGACUCAGACAUAUCGAAAAGUUGAACUAAAGAAGUAUGUACAUCUUAUCUGUUGAAGUAGAAAUGUUAGCAUGUUGACCUCUGAGGCCUCUAACUUCCAGAUAAAUCUAAUUUUUAGAGUCCCAUAAUGAACAGCAAUUUAUGAUAUUGUGUCUUAGAAGCAGCUGUACAGAUCCCACAGCUUUAUGUCAUGGAUGGCUGUGCAGACAAGGAAAGGGUGAAGGGUGAGAGCCGGGCAAGCCAUGAAGUGAGGGCGUUUGCCAGGCACUUGGGCAGGCUCUUCCUAAGGCCCUCGUUUACACCAGCCCUUCUCAGGGCUCAGGCACCACUUCCUCAGGCCAAAUGUGCCACACCCUCUCUCUGUUCCUCUGGUGCAAGUCUGACCAUUGUGUAUGGUAUUUGCUGAGAUGGUGAUAAAAACCCAAGGACAGGAAAAUGACACUUGUCAGCACUUGAAAUGGCAGGGCUCAGAGGAGAGUUGCCCCAUCAAUAUUUCUUUAAAGCCCAUUAUACCUAGCAACUAGAUAAAUGAAAGUUUGUUCUAACAUGCCUUAAAAAUAUGAUUUGACCCAAAGAUCCACUGUUUCUUUAGCUAUCAUUUAAUUUUCUUUGUUCUUUUUACUUUCACACAGAGCCAGGUUGUUUCAGGUUUCUUUCUUUUGAGGUGGAACCUGUGGGUUCUUUGAAGCUGUGGCAGCUCCAGUAACCAACGCCUUUGGGCUCCUCAGCUUCCAUGAGACCAGCCAGCAUCUGUUGGGAAGCCUUCUAGGUGUUUCCGUACACCAUGAGAGGUGCUUUGAAGCUCCCACCCUUUGCUUUGUAGAAUUAGGGCCUGACAGGGCACUCCAGUUGCCGUCACUCUCGGCGGUAAAACUACUGAUGCUUGCUUGCUUGCUUGCUUUCUAUGUUGCCCAAGGACCGCCGAGGGCUGUCCAGUGUGAGUGUUGGCUGCUGGUGAAUGUGCUUUGUCCCCCACUGCUGUUGGGUUGCUUAGCUGCUUAGUUUCUCCAUCAGUAGCCCCCCCUCCCCCGCUUAGCACUGGCUCAGCUUUAACUGUCUCCUCAGCCAAUCAGAUGUUAAAGACCAUGGGGGUCCUCUUGUUUAAUUUGUCCUCCUGUAUCUAUUAAACCUCGAUCAGGGUUUCUAGAAUGGCUGCAGUAGAUUUUGAAAACAGACUUAUCGUUAUCGAUUUGGGGUUUCCCAGAGAUCCAGUUCACAGUUAAUUGUUGAACUCUGAUACAACUGACCAUUUAAAAGUGAACAACGGCUUAUUGUUUUGUAACAGCGUCGGGUAAGCCCUGGCAUUUCAAUCGAAACAUGAAUUGUCACUAUUACUCAAUGCAAACUCAACAGUUGUAUUUGGAGUUAAAUUAUUUUAACAAAUAAAUUUAUUUAAUGAAA